This is a messenger RNA of Solea solea (common sole), 3016 nucleotides long. It is a transcript of the gene klhl30, whose product is annotated as kelch-like family member 30. Gene Ontology annotation, molecular function: protein binding. NCBI's taxonomy places the organism in Eukaryota, Metazoa, Chordata, Actinopteri, Pleuronectiformes, Soleidae. The transcript has 8 exons. The coding region runs from base 238 to 2031 and encodes 597 amino acids. The record is from RefSeq and is a predicted model, not a curated record.
GUCCUAAAAAUAACCGAGGGGAAGACAGGCGAGCAGGCAGGCCCUCCCAAUGACUUGGCUAAAGCCUUUCGCCAUGCUGCCCACUCCAUGUUGAUCUAACCAGCCGCUCCGCUACAAACUGCUCUUUACAGGAAGGAUGAGCCAUUAUUUCCAUUCUCUUCGUCUGUGAUAAACUGAUAAACUGAACUUGAUUUGUGACCCAUCGUUGCUGAUCCGAGCCACAUUGUGACCUUAACCAUGGUGCGUAAUGUGGAUGACCUGGACUUCUGUCUGUCCUCUCAUCCUCAAAGCAUCCUGGAGGGCCUGCGUUCCCUCUGCUCUCACCCUAAACUGGUGGAUGUAACUCUGUGUGCAGGUGGUCGGGACUUCCCCUGUCACCGCGGCGUGCUGGCUCUGUGCAGCAGAUACUUCCACUGCAUGUUCUCGGGCGACUUCGUGGAGAGCAUCGCCGCGCGCGUGGAGCUCCAUGACGUCGAUCCGGACAUCCUCAGCCACUUGCUGGACUUUGCCUACACGGGCAAACUUACCAUCAACCAGAGCAACGUGGAGGGUUUGAUCUGCACCGCCAGCCAGCUGCAGUUCCAGACAGUGAGAACCGUUUGCAGCCGAUACCUCCAGCACCAGAUAGAUGCGACCAACUGCCUAGGGAUCCUGGAGUUUGGGGAGGUCCACGGCUGCCCUGAGGUGGUGGCCAAAGCGUGGGCUUUCCUCCUGGAGAACUUUGAUGCUGUGCAACAGGGUGAGGAGUUUCUGCUGUCAGGAAAAGACAGGUUGGUUUCCUGCCUGUGCGAUGAAGGACUACAAAUCCAGUCAGAGAGCGUCCGUGUGGAGGCCAUCCUGAAAUGGGUCGGUCACCUCAAGGAGGCUCGACUUUGCCACCUCCAUGAACUCCUCACGUUGUCCCGCCUCGCUCUACUCAGCCUGGACUACCUGGCUGACACGCUGCUGAAGGACAGCCUGGUUCAGGCGUCUCCCAGCUGCAGAGAGGCUGUAGAAAAAAUUCACAGAGAGAAAAUGGAUUUCACAUCAGAGCACUGGGACACAGCCACCUCUCAGAGCCCACAGCCAAACCUGCAACAGGUGCUGUUUGUCAUGGGAGGUCGCUCACUGGAUGACGACGAGGAUGAGGAGGAUUCAGAUGAAGAUGAGGACAGAGACCCAAGACUGCUGCCCAGGAACUGUGCCUUCUACGACCCAAAGACAAAACAAUGGCAUGAGCUGCCAAAUUUCCCCAAUCCAAACAAGUGGGGUUACUCUAUGGUGUCUUUGAACAAUGAUGUGUAUGUCACAGGGGGCUCAAGAGGUUUGAACACCAACACCUGGUCAACCACAGAGACCUGGAAGUACAUCACAAGAGAGGGGAGGUGGGUUACUGUGGCACCCAUGCUCCGGCCUCGGACUAACCACACCUCGGCAGUGCUCAACGGGGAGAUUUACGUCAUCGGGGGUACCACGUCAGACAAAGUGGAGGUAGAGCAUUAUGACCCUUACAACGACACGUGGGUGUUGACGUGCCCGGCUUUAAAAUAUGUGACCAACUUCACCGCCACAGCGUGUCACGGGAAGCUCUAUGUGAUUGGCUCUUGUGCUGUGAAGUACAAUGCUUUGACCAUGCAGUGCUACAACCCUGUUAUAGAUAACUGGAUCAGCAUAUGUUCCCCCUUCAUCCCUAAGUACUUAUCCUCUCCACGUUCAGUAUGUGUGGAUGGUUUUAUUUAUCUGGUUGCUGACAACACUAAGAAAGUCUACUGCUACGAUCCAGAUGCAAACAUGUGGCAGAAGGUUCAGCUUCUGCACAUGCUGCACGAGAACGGCGGCCUGGUGGCCCUGGAUGGGAAGCUGUUUGUCACUGGAGGUCACUGGAAAGGAAUGGAGGGCGACUACGGCGUGGAAGUGGAGGUUUACAACCGAGCGCCCAACACCUGGGAAAUGGAGUGUGUCCUGCCGAGGCUGUGGUUCUACAGCGGCGUCUGCACCAUCUUCUUAGACCCGUCACAGUGGCCUGAGCUGUUCCCUGUAGAGUCGACAUAAUGUGCUCCUGUAGUGACGGCACUGAACUCAGUGUCUAAGAGUUCCUAUUAUAUUUAUUUUACAAUGCAAAUGCUAUGUCCUAGAGUAGUGCGUCACAUGAUCCUCAGGUAUUGUUUUGAUUUUAGGAACAGCUUGGCCACUCAGCUGGUAUUUAUUUAUACUUUCGAAUGGUAUCGUAUGUCUUUGUGCUAUUAGAUGUUCUUCGUGAGUCAUUGUCGAAAACUGUUUGUGUUCCAGAUAAGUGGUGGUGGUCUCUAUGGAGACAAAACUUUGAAAAUCCUUGACAAAAUCCUAUUUCAUCACUACUGGAGAAUUAUCCACUCAGCAUUUCAAAUGAUUUGGCACCAGCCACUCUAUGAUUGUAUGUGCAUGCGGCUGUUAAAUUCCAUUAUUUCCUAAUGUCCUCUCUUCUAAAUUGUGCUACACCAUUUCACCAUGUCAGUUUUUCCUGUAGCUGCUGCAGAAAAUAAGUGGAACCUUUAGGACUUUUAAAUCAGUUUUUAAGCCUGUCAAAAGCUGCUCAGCUCACUAAUCUAGUCUUUAUUCUAGACAAACCAUGCAUCUGUGACUCUCUUUCUUUCUUUCUUUGUUGUGUACUAUGUGUUUGGGAGGUAAAAGUCAUACGGUGAUGUCUUUCUGAGCUGCCAACGGACUGCAGAUGUGAAUUAGCUCUAAUCUAUAAUCUGAUUCAACACUUACUUGAGGAGAUGAGCAGAAUCUUUUUAAAUCACUUCUUAAAACCCAUUUUUACAGACUUGCUGUUCCGCAAGGUUGUGUCUUUACCUUGGGUUUUAUUUAGUGACUUAUUACCUUUUUAUUGCACUUACUUGUUUUGUGUGACUUUAUGUUCUUAUCUUUAAUUCUCUUUUGCUUUUUAUAGAUUUUGACAUUUGGUGGCUUGGCCUUUGUUUUUCUCUUGCCCUGUUUUUGCUCGUAAACUUGUAUUUUUAAAUGUGCACGAUUAAUAGAUUCUAAUUGUAUUUAU